Chara braunii is the source of this 940-nucleotide messenger RNA. The record is from the annotation of a GenBank genome assembly. NCBI's taxonomy places the organism in Eukaryota, Viridiplantae, Streptophyta, Charophyceae, Charales, Characeae.
CAGCAGUGCCACGACAGCAGCAGUACCAUCGUCAACAGUGCCCCGCCACCAUGGCGGUUUCAACUUUGGGCAUGCCAGGCCAAUUGGCCAACGAGUCCAUUGACGAGUACCGACAGCGGUUUGUAGAUCAGUUCGCACUGAUCGAGGCUGAGGCUGGCCGCGGUGUUGGAGACUUACCUGCUAGCCGACGCAUGCUAGUGGAGCACUCCUUCGAUUUGGCUCAUCUCAACUGUAGAAGUGGCAUGAAGAAGAUCGAUCUCGGAGUUGAAGACAUACCUGUUUUUACGGUCACCUUUAUUCAGAUUGAUUCAAAGCUUGACUAUCUUCAAGCUGGUCCUACGAGGAUCAUUUUCUGUUAUCCUUUGAUAACAGUACCAGCUCCGUUGAAGGACGCCGGAGUAGAGGUUGUUGACCUUCACGACUAUGUUGCGAAGAUCGAUCGCGAGUUCAAGACACAACGUGGGGAUGACGUAGGCGAAGGAGAAAAGCGGGGGCGGGAGAAGGAGAAGAGAACUGUGCGAGCAGAGUCGGUGAAGGGGAGGACGCUGUUGGGACGAAAGAAGCAGGCGGGAAAGGGGGACAAGAGCAGCGGAAGCGGGAAAAAGAGAGGAAAAUUGUACGGGCGAAGUGGGGAUGACGUAGGCGAAGGAGAAAAGCGGGGGCGGGAGAAGGAGAAGGAGAACUGUGUGAGCAAAGUCGGUGAAGGGGAGGACGCUGUUGGGACGAAAGAAGCAGGCGGGAAAUUCAAAAGUUUAAAGACUUUCGAAGUUUUGGUAACUUCGGGGGACGAGAGCAGCGGAAGCGGGAAAAAGAGAGGAAAAUUGUACGGGCGGAGGUGGAUCCGAUCCUAAGGUUAGCAAAAAGAAGGAUCUGAUUGGGGGGCAAGAAGCAGGGCGAGCAGAAAGGGGGGAUGCCGGGAAAGUAAAAGUCUCCCGAAAAC